This is a messenger RNA of Cariama cristata (Red-legged seriema), 1110 nucleotides long. RefSeq names its product ATP-dependent RNA helicase DDX24-like. Lineage: Eukaryota; Metazoa; Chordata; Aves; Cariamiformes; Cariamidae. Gene Ontology annotation, cellular component: nucleolus. The record is from RefSeq and is a predicted model, not a curated record. Bases 1 to 1110 code for a protein of 369 amino acids. Gene Ontology annotation, molecular function: ATP binding; RNA helicase activity; nucleic acid binding. The transcript is spliced from 2 exons.
AUGAAAACCAAAAAAGGAGGGAGAUUUAAAUCUUCCUUUAAGUUGAAACAAAAAGGUAUUGAAGUAAUAGGAAAGUGGAAAACUGUGCACAUCGACCCCAAUCUAUUUGCUGAUGAGGAGUUUGCAGAUAUAGUAUGCUUGGAGGAACUUACAGAGUACAAACUAGUAAGUUCUUCUGAAGCGGGGAAGGUAAAAGAGAAGAAGAGAAAGUCGGAGAGUGUUUCAGAAGAAGGCAACGAGGAGGAUGAACAACCUGUCAUCCCUCCCAAAAAGAAAAAGAAAAACAGAGAUUUGAGAAGCAAAACAGAUGAAAGCGAUGAUCCUAAUGCAGCAGGAACUGAUGUGCUGGUUGAUAAAGAGGCAAAGUGUAACGAAAUGAUCGAAGCAGCAAGUUGUGAGGACUGCGGACAUGUGGUUGAGAGCACUUCAAGCAGAAAAGAUACUCCAAAGAAAAAGAAGGUAACUAAAAAUAAGGUUUCUCAGGCUCAGGAAGCUCUUCCAUCAGUACCUACUUCUAAAAAAGUUAAAAAUUGGACAACAGAAGUUUUAUCUGCCUCAGCUGAUCACAAAGCUGAUGUGUCUGCAUGGAAAGACCUGUUUGUACCUGAACCAGUGUUGCAGGCCUUGAGCUACCUGGGAUUCAGUGCUCCAACUCCUAUUCAAGCCUUAGCGUUGCCGUCUGCCAUCCGGGAUAAUAUGGAUGUUCUUGGUGCUGCAGAAACAGGAAGCGGCAAAACGCUUGCAUUUGCAAUUCCAAUGAUUCACUCUGUGCUGCAGUGGCAAAAAUCAAAUAGCUCAACAACCAGAAAUGGCAGUGUUUCUAAAGAGUCCCAUCAGCAUCAUGAUGAAACAAUAUGGGGAAAUGAGGAUGAAGCAGAAAAACUAACCCAUCAGCAGGUUGAAGAUAGUGGAGAUGAAGAUGAUGCAUCUUUCACAACAGGCUGUGUGAGGGUGCUGGAAAAUUUUGAAUUUGUUUCUGGUGAUGAGACACAUACUGUUGGCUCCAAUAAAAAGAGACCUCUUUUAGGACUGGUCCUUACUCCCACAAGAGAAUUAGCUGUACAAGUAAAACACCACAUUGAUGCAGUUGCAAAGUUUACAGGUAUGUAG